AUGAAAGCCAACACUCGGGGACAUAAAAUGAUAAAGAAACGAAAACAAGCACAUUGUAUUUCGAAUUUGGAGAUGAAGAAAUUACUGUCACAACAACAGACAGAUGGAAGUAAUAUGCCUAAUGCAACACCAUCCACGUCACCAUCAAAAUUGUUCAUUGAUAAUGUUAGUCCACUGGCCAAGAAACGAGCAACAAAACGACUGAUAGAUAAAAAAGAAGAGCUGUCUCAUGGUGCUAUUUCACAAGUGCGAAGAACGUUGGGCAUUAAUUUAUAA
Molecule: messenger RNA, 276 nt
Organism: Didymodactylos carnosus
Lineage: Eukaryota; Metazoa; Rotifera; Eurotatoria; Philodinida; Philodinidae
Source: the annotation of a GenBank genome assembly